Molecule: messenger RNA, 3579 nt
Organism: Pseudovirgaria hyperparasitica
Lineage: Eukaryota; Fungi; Ascomycota; Dothideomycetes; Acrospermales; Acrospermaceae
Exons: 2
Coding region: 1-3579 (1192 amino acids)
Biological process (GO): regulation of chromosome condensation
Source: RefSeq, a predicted model, not a curated record
AUGCCUACUACCGGGGGCUUGCCACAACCACGCCGAAAGGUCGUCACCUACGGCCGAGCGAAGCGCGCACCUUUCAACCCUCUCGGAUUCGAGUCUCCGUCGCCUCAGAAGUUCAGACCACGGGGCUCGGCGACUGAGCGUGCUCGCUCGCCUUCUCCUGCUCGUUCGAGUCAUGUUGGCCACAAUGGGGCAUCUACGCAGGCCGCACCCGAGGACGAUGUCUUUGACGCACCACUCGCCGAUGACGAGGGAGGACAACCGGCUUCAAAGGCUGUGCGCAUGACGACGGUGACAUCGCCGCGGCCACAGAAGAAGAUUUCCCUGCCGGAACCUGCCGUCGUUGUUGUGUCGCGGCCAAAGCCUCAACAACAUGCCACCCAGCAAGCCCGCCCUCCUCCACCCGAUGUUUUCGAUGUCCCUGGCUCGGACGAUGAAGAGCGUGGAGUCGUUCCCAGGUCAAAGGUAGCGAAGAUUGACAAGUCAAGAGACGAGGUGGUGUCGCGGCCCAAGAUCGCGGCCUCCAAGCCCAUUGCAUCAGCCAAGGUAUCAGGGGCAAAUGGCAGAAAAGCAAACGCGCCGAUGGAUUCGAGCGAAACACAUACAAAGGAAGGAGGACAUCAGACUGUACCGUCCAAGCCACGCUCUCAGCUCAACACAGCGGUCGUUGAGAUACCCUCCAGGGUCACCGAGGGAGAGAGCAAGAAGCGGAAUGUGGAUGCGCUGUCUGUAUCAGGGCCUGGCAGAGUCAAGCAAAACCCGGACGCGCAGAAGGCGGAUGGUAGCGUGUAUGCUCGUUCCAUCUCAACCGUUCAACCAAAGUCAUCACAUGAGAAAGGGUCUACGAUGGACCGGUCCUCCACGCGGAUGCAGCAGGAAUCUGCAACCACCAGUGAAAGCCGUGCGUUGUCAACGAAACUAGGUCGCGCAAACGCAAAGGAAUCGACGGCGCACAAGCCAUCACAAAAGACGAAGAGUCUUGCAUCAACAAUUUCAAAAUCGACUUCGGCAGUCCCGGACGCAUCGGUCUUUGAUGUGCCAACGACAGAUACGGAGGAUGAGACGGCCAAGCAGGACUCGGAUGCUAAAUACACUACGACACCAAAGGUGAAGAAAACAAUACCGAGGGCUCGUUCACAGCAACCGGAAAAAGGUGCCCAGGAGUCUCGCAACAAAAGGCGAAAACCAUCUCCCAACGACGAACAGGAGACUUCAAGACGGCAACAAGUUCAGCAAUCGCAAUCAAACGGCGUUGUGGCAGAAUCACACUCUCAGAAGAAUUCGCGCAUUGCACAGCAUCCCCGUAGGGCUGGUUUGACUGGUGCUGCACGCAGGAAACCGCCUGUUAAGGCUUCAUCAUCACCAGCUAAACUUCAGAUACCGGUUGCACCGAAUCCGGGCUUGACCAACAUGCACGAACCCGAGGCAUCUGGGCCAUACGAUGUUGAAUUCGAGACCGAAAUCAAUCCGUACGCGGCUGCAUAUCAGGACAGCGGGUCGCCUAUGCAUCUUGACGGCGCUGGAUCAGCCACGCCAAAACAGAAAAGGUUGUGGAGUAACCUCCUCGGCGACAACGUGGCGACACCCAGUCCAAGUCAGCUGAAGUUGCAAAAGCUUCAGCUAACCGAACGGCCCGAGAAGAGGAAAUCGCCAGAAACCUUGAGUGGCGCGACCAAUCUCGACACUCGGCAAGGUAAACGGCGGCUCAUAGACCGCCUCAUCCAGUCCGAAGAGGAAGCAAGCGAGGACUCCAGUAGCGGUGACGAAAGCUUUCACUCCGUCCCAACAGAACCGAUAUCGUCUCAGUACGACUCGAGCCAAAUCAGUGAUCCGCCCGCUUUGAUGCGACAAACGUCUUCCUUCAGAACAAAGCGCAGCGGGCCUACGGGAGCCAGGAUAACGUACGCUAAACAGCGAUCGCAUCUGGAAGAGUCGAUGGUCGAGGAUGGCGACAUAUUAGGCGCCAUCACUAUGGGCAGUCCUACUGACAUGAAGCCCUCCGCCAAAUCUUGGUCUCAGCCUCUCAUAUCUCGCUCUGGAGACACCUCCCACUUCGACAUGGAUGACGACGACCUCAGCGAUUCCGGGGCUGGGAUGAAGAGUAUCCAUGAGCUUCGUAUCGCGGGCGCCAACAGGCAGUUCAGCAACGAAGUCGACGCUCUAUUCGAGGAUCUAGACCAGCCAAAGAAAGCAUCGCUAUCGAGUCGUAGAAGUGCCCUCAUCAAUCUGGGAGCUAAGCUGACUGACAAGAGGUUUGUCUCGAAGCUGCUCGACAAGGGCUUGAGCAGACGGAUCUUCAAUGCUCACGUGGCCGAUUAUAGCCAGGAUCCAAUCCUCGGAUUCGCCUUUUCGGCCUGCGUGGCCUUUAUCCUGACUGCAGACAAAUCCACCGCUGUCUUGGCGGAUAUUCGCGAGUCUGGCACACUCGAAUGCCUCGCGAGCCUCCUUGAUCGAACGGACGAUAUCGCUCACCUGGUAAAGGCCCGCCGCACGAACAUGUCUCGCAUCGCGCAGAAGGCUGUGAUGGAUCUCCACGAGAUUGUCAGAUCCUCCACACACUUAUGGGCCGUGGCGUCAUCCACGUCGAUUUCUCCCCGACUCCUGGCUCUGCGCGGGCUGGAGCUUUCCACGCGGUCACUACGCAAAGCCGGCGACCGCGACGAGCUAUUAACACAAGACCACCUAGCAAAGGUACUAGCCAUCGCCGAGACAUCCUCAUCCGGCUCAGCAACAGGCUCAGUAUCCCCCCUCGACCAACGCUGCGUAUACUACUCCCUCUCAGUCGCCCUCGACACCACCCUCGGCGACACCGCCUCCGAAGUCUGGAGCACGGCAAACCAGCACCGCUUCCGCGACAUCGCCGCCUCCUUCCUCGACACCCCACCCCGCUUCGGCCCCAAAGUCGAGCAACUCGCCACAAAGCUCUGCCUCAACCUCACAAACAACAACGCCCACACCUCCGCCCUCUUCGCCUCCCCCGUCAUCAUCCAAUCCUUCCUCUGCUCCAUCGACUCCCGCUUCAACCUCCUCUCCAGCCCGCUCUCCCCCGCCGACCGCUCCAUCGCAAUCGACCACCUCGUCCUCGGCCUCGGCGCCAUGAUCAACCUCGCCGAAUUCAGCGACGCCGCUCGCCUCGCUGUCCUCGCCCCCGGCGACGUCCUGCUCAACGCCCUGCUCCGCAUUCAUCUCGAGGGCGCCGAAAAGGUUGCCGAGGCAGACUCGCUCGAGGAAUCGAAUGCGAAUGUCGCGUUUGGGUAUUUGUCUGUCUUGCUGGCGAAUCUGUGCUUGAAUGAGACGGUGCGGGGGAAGGUGAGGGGGAAGAUGCCGCAGGGUGGGUUGGAGGGGUUGGUGGGUGCGUUGGCGCAGUUUGUGGGGUUGCAGGUUAUGGCUUGUCGGUUGGAGGGUGGGGGUGCUGGUGCGGGUGGUGGUGAGGACGAGGGGAGGGAGGUGUGGGCGAGUCAGCACGCAGCAGUCAGCAGUCAACAAGCAAGCAAGAAGGAAAGCCAUUUGUCAAACGAGAAACUUUCGUCCUGGUGCUCGGGUCUUUUUGUAUAUCUCGCGAGUCUUGUCUCUUUGCGGUGA